AAUACUAAGUACUAAGAUAUUUAUUUAGAAAACGCAACAUCUUUUAAAUUUUUAAAAAUCUAUAGACGACAUAAGAAUCUUUGGGUCAAGUAGUCUCUCUACAUUUGCCCAUUCGAAAUUCAAAACUAAUAAAAAAAAUUCAACCUGUUUAUCCAUAGAACAAAGCCAAAUUCAUCAAGCAAACAUCACAUAUUCUGCUCAACGAAUACAGCGGAGACAUUCCGGGCACGAUCGAAGGUUUACUUAAGCUCCCUGGAGUCGGUAGCAAGAUGGCUCAUCUGUGUAUGCGCUCGGCAUGGGACAUAGUUACCGGAAUCGGUGUCGAUACCCACGUUCACCGGAUAUCGAACUGGCUGCUGUGGGUUCCCCGUGAAACUAAAACUCCGGAAGAAACUCGGGUCGCUCUGGAAAAGUGGCUACCAUUUGAGCUGUGGGAAGAAGUUAAUCAACUGUUGGUUGGUUUUGGCCAGACCACUUGCACUGCCACCUAUCCACGCUGUAACGAGUGUUCAAAUGCGGAUAUAUGCCCGGCCAAGGGCAAGCACGGCAUACGCAAAACGCCGGUUAAAAAAGAAAUCAAGAAGGAGGAGUUAGAUUUCUAAAUAGAUUACACCGCAUUUUUCUUGACUUGUUUUUGAAAUUUCAGUUGAAUGUUUACGUUGCAGUUUAAAAUAAUUUUUUUUCAUUGAUUUCCAAGAAUACAAAUUUACGAUCAUUCCUUAUUAUUAAAAAUGUUAUUCUUAAAACGGGUUUUUGAACUUGCGCUAUAACAUAUCGGUAUCGAAUUUUGAAAACGGCGAAUGCGCCAACAUCUCUGUUUCUAGAGAAACCUUUCCAAAUAAUUCCAAAAAUAUUAUGUAGUCUAAAUAUCAUACAGAAAACUUUGUCCAAUCAAAAUGGAGGUCUAAGAAUUUACUUUAUAACCCAGCUGAUAAUUUCAUUUAUUUGCGUUUCGCGCAUUCGCCUUUUUCAAAAUUCAUUACAGAUAUCUUCCAAAAUUGUCGAAACGGUAUACUUAUGUUUUUUUUAUUCUAAUAAAAGCUUGAAUGAAUUUAGGUUCGAAACGUUCCUGCAUAUGUUCCUCAAAUGCCAUUAUAAGACUUUGGUAAAGUGUCCGAAAUAAAACACAAAAAAACGUUCAUUUAAAAAGUUGUGAAUAUUUCGAACAUGAAGUUCAUGUCUCGAUUAAAAAUGUAUGAUUUGAAAGUAUUUUUUCAUAUAAUAAUAAUAUAGGACAUAACAUACAUAGGACACUUUAUCAUAAAAAGGUAAUAAAUAUAUACUGGUAAAUAUAUGCAAAUGCUGUCGAACUUCUU
Molecule: messenger RNA, 1316 nt
Organism: Uranotaenia lowii
Lineage: Eukaryota; Metazoa; Arthropoda; Insecta; Diptera; Culicidae
Product: endonuclease III-like protein 1
Exons: 1
Coding region: 270-602 (110 amino acids)
Biological process (GO): nucleotide-excision repair; base-excision repair; base-excision repair, AP site formation
Cellular component (GO): nucleus
Molecular function (GO): oxidized pyrimidine nucleobase lesion DNA N-glycosylase activity; 4 iron, 4 sulfur cluster binding; DNA-(apurinic or apyrimidinic site) endonuclease activity
Source: RefSeq, a predicted model, not a curated record